AUGAAUGUUAUGGCUUCUUUGGAGAUUCGGGCGAGAGGAAGAGGUAACCAGAGUAAGACUUCUCCGAAUUUAACUUGUGAUCGUUGUGGGCGUUCUCAUACGUAUGACUCGUGCAAGUUGCGUAUAGGUGGUUGUUUCAAUUGUGAAUUGCCUGGUCACUUGGCGAGGGAUUGUACUCAUGGGAGGAACCCAAAUGCGGGUCGGAAUCAACACCAAGGACGAGUGUUUGCUGAGAACGCCAAUGAUGCUGCCAAAGGAGACCCUUUGAUGAGAGAUAAAUGUUUAAUUGGUGAUAAAACGUUGGUUGCAUUGUAUGAUACUGGAGCUUCGCAUUCUUUCAUUGAAUUUGAUAAGGUUAAGGAACUAGGGUUGAAAAUGUCAGAAUUAGCUUUCGAUUUGCAUGUGCAUACGCGAUAUCAGAUGAUCGUGACUAAAUCAGGUUGUAGGGAAGUACCUUUCAAGAUUGAGGAUAGAGAAUUUGUUCAUGAUUUAAUCUGUUUGCCAAUGGUUGAGCUAGAGAUGAUUUUAGGGUUUGAUUGGUUGUCAAAGAACCAGACCAGUGUCGAUUGCACCAUACUGAAUGGCUCCGAUAGAGCUGGCGGAACAAAAGACUUAAUUGGAAGAACUUCUGAACAAGAGGUUCAUUCGAUCGAGUGUGUCUCCGGGGGGAGCGCGAGUUUUAUUGGUAAAGAAGAAAGACGGAGGAAUGCGAUUUUGUGUAGAUUACCAAUAGUUGAACAAAGUGACUGUGAAGAACAAAUAAGGGUAAAGAAGGAUGAUAUUCCAAAAACUGUGUAUAGGACGCGCUAUAGAAACUACGAGUUUGCAGUGAUGUCCUUUGGGUUGACGAAUGCACUUGUUGUAUUCAUAGACUACAUGAACAGAGUAUUUCGUGCCUUUUUGGACAAAUUCGUGGUAGUAUUCAUAGACGACAUUAUAGUUUACUCGAAGAUGGCAGAAGAACAUGAAGAGCACUUGAGGAUUGUGUUGCAAAUUCUGAAAGAGCGUAAAUUGUAUGCCUAA
Arachis ipaensis is the source of this 1023-nucleotide messenger RNA. NCBI's taxonomy places the organism in Eukaryota, Viridiplantae, Streptophyta, Magnoliopsida, Fabales, Fabaceae. The record is from RefSeq and is a predicted model, not a curated record.